Messenger RNA from Xenopus laevis (African clawed frog), 9422 nucleotides. It is a transcript of the gene phf3.L, whose product is annotated as PHD finger protein 3 L homeolog. The record is from RefSeq and is a predicted model, not a curated record. Gene Ontology annotation, cellular component: nucleus. The transcript has 16 exons. NCBI's taxonomy places the organism in Eukaryota, Metazoa, Chordata, Amphibia, Anura, Pipidae. Gene Ontology annotation, biological process: DNA-templated transcription. Bases 184 to 6003 code for a protein of 1939 amino acids.
GACAGUAGCAGCGGCAGCGCAUGACGUGAAGGGAACGUUCCCGUGAGAGGAGGGAGAGCACAAGGAAGCGCUGGGGUGCGCGCAUUGGCUCGUGAUAGCGCGCUAGGAGGAAGGCCGUAGACAUGAGCAGCUCGUCAGCCGUGACCGCCCCCAGCUCGGACUGAAAGAUACUCGGAGGUCUUCAUGGAUAUAGUUGACACAUUCAACCAUUUAAUUCCUACUGAACACUUAGACGAUGCCCUUUUUCUAGGAUCGAACCUAGAAAGUGAAGGUGGCGAGGAAUUUUCCAAUAGUCAGCAUGUCGUAGAAGAUUCUCUGAAGAAUAUGCUGAGUGACAAGGAUCCAAUGUUGGGAUCUGCAAGUACCCAAUUCUGCUUACCAGUUUUGGAUAGCACCGAUCCAAAUUUGCAGAUAUCCUCUUCAUCAGGUGUUGGCCUUGAUGAAAUAAUGGAUGUUGGUGUUGUUAAAGUAAAUGUUAAUGAUCCCAAUGAUGAAGAGGAGCUGAUAUUGCCAAACAAAGAUAUUAAUAGAUUAAAUGAACCUCCAAUGACGUCACCAAGAAAAUCACCACGUUUGAUAGCUCAGGAUUGUGUAAGAAAUCUGAGACAGAGACCUACAGAGAAGCAAUCAAGUCCUUCAAAAGUAACAAGUCUAAAAUCUAAGUCGUCUAGAAAAGAGAAGCAUGAUGAUGUCUUGCCCCCAGAGCAUGAAGUGAAAAGAAGUAAAAGAAGCAGCAGUCAGUCAGAACAAAUUCUUGCAUCAUCUUCAAGUUCAAGAAAGUCAACAAGAGCAGAACAUGAAGAAUUUAAUGAUGAAACCAUAACAGCUGAGCAGAAGGAUGAACACCAAACUGACAAGACUUCUCAUGAAGCAAGUGAUCAUUUAUCACUCGAGUUAAAAGAUAACUCUGAAACAGCAAAUUUCUUUAGUUUAUCAAAAGAAAAGCCUGUUAAAGAACAAGGUAUAAUUAGUGAACCUGUGCAAACCCACUCACAAACCACUGGUCAUCCAGCUGAAUUGUUAACACAAACGGCAGAGGAGCGUGUUUUUGAAGGAGAAAUUUUUAAUGCAGAUAAAAAAACAGAUGUCAUUUAUGAUAAUGUUCACAAAGAGCUAGCUCUCUUGUCUGGGGUUGUUAAAUGUGAGUUGGAUGUUAAAAAGAUUGCACACUCAACUGUAAGUGGUUCAUUAGAAAAUCCAAUUGAUCUGAAAGUCACAAUGGACAGAGGUAAAUGUUUGAAUUCAUCUGGCCAUCCUGUUAAUGAACCCAUGUCAGAUAUGGACAUUAAUAUUGCUGAAAGCAGUGUAUCAGCAUACAGUGAACAUGGGAAAGAAGAAGAAAAGCUUCUGGCAUCAGACCAAAAAAUGUUACAGGAGAAACAAGCCUGCAGUAAACAAAGCAAUGUCAAAAAAGGUACCAGGAAGCAAAAAUCUAGUUCAGGUAAAGCUAAUCCUCAUUUACAGCCAACAUCAAGAACUCCUAAAAAAAUAUCUGCUGUAAAAGAUACCAGCAUGAAUCUGAAGAGUCAGAAGGGUAAAGUUAGCUGCCUUAAAAAAGACAUCACUUUUACAGGGCAUGUAAACAAUCCAGAAAGACAGAAUGUUGUCAAAGUAAAGAAAAAGAUGUCAGAAAAUACAAAGGAUGUUGUAGGUUCUUCAAAUGAAAAGAUGGCAAAAAAGAAUGUGUGUUCGGCAGAAACUGCUAAUUUAGAUAAUUCCAUUAAACAACAUAUGGAUGAAUUAAGUGAUAAUCAACGUGGUUUCAAAGAUACUACACAUCCUUCACCAGCUCAUGUUCGAUCUCGCACAAAGAGUUUGUCUCAGUCUACUGAAAAAACAUCUAAACCACUUCCAUCAACAAUGCCCAAAGCCAAUUUUCAAGGAAAAGAUGUAGGGGAACAGAAAGAGGCACUGGAUACUUUAGAAGAAAAAUCUAAACUGAAAAAGUUAGUUCCACCUCGGCAAAGAAGAAGUAGUAAAAGCAUUUCUCUUGAUGAACCACAACUGUUUGUUCCAGAUAACAUUCCAGCUAUAAAAAAAGAGGGAACAGAAGUAACCUCUGCAAGUGAUAAGAUUGUAGGAAGCUCCAUCCGAUAUUGUUGCUCAUGUCGAAAACUUCAUGGCAAUAAGUUUAUGGUAGGUUGUGGAAGAUGUGAUGAUUGGUUUCAUGGAGAAUGUGUUGGUUUGAGCCUUUCCCAAGCCCAGCAUAUGGAAACCGAGGAUAAAGAAUAUAUAUGCGUAAAGUGUUGUGCUGAAGAUGAAGCAAAGGAAGCUGAUGACUCAAGUGUUUCUGAGAAUCGCCAGAAAAUUGAAGUGCAACAAGAGAGUAAAAUAGAAUCAGAAAAAUCAACGAUAAAGUCAUUGCCUAUAAGCAGCCCAAGAAUGUCGCAUGACAACUCAAAGCCAAGAGAAGAUUCAAAGCACAAGGUUAAAGCGUUAAGAAAGGAUUCAGGUGAUGGCAAACAAGUGGUUGAUAGCAAAGAUGGCGAUGUUAAAAAACAUGCUGUUUCACAGCGGAAAGCAGGUGUUCCAGAAACACAUCGUAUUUCUGAGGAGAAACGUGAAAGGCCUUCAAAAGAGACCUCAAAUUCUCCAUGUCAUGAUGAAAAAACUACAAAAUUAGGUGUUAAUGAAAAACAAGAGAACAAAAAGAAGAAACAAGAAAAGAAAGGCCCACCACCUAACCUGCAAACUUCUUCUCCUCCAACUCCUAAGCCAUCUAUUGAUCAGAUAAGACAAAGUGUCCGGCAAUCUCUGAAAGAUAUUUUACUGAAAAGGAUUUCAGAAUCAAGUUCCAAGAUUCCAGAGGAGAGAGCUAUAAAAGUUUCAUCCAGAAUUGAAAAGGAACUAUUUUCUUUUUACCGAGACACAGAUUCUAAGUAUAAGAACAAAUACAGAAGCUUGAUGUUCAAUCUUAAAGAUCCUAAAAAUAAAGUAUUGUACAAACGAGUUCUGAAAGGAGAAAUCACACCUGAACAUCUUAUUAAGAUGAGCCCAGAGGAAUUGGCUUCCAGGGAAUUAGCUGCAUGGAGACAACGGGAAAACAGACAUACAAUUGAGAUGAUAGAAAAGGAACAGCGUGAAGUAGAACGAAGACCAAUCACCAAAAUCACACAUAAAGGGGAAAUUGAAAUAGAAAGUGAAACCCCCAUGAAAGAACCAGAAGUCAUGGAUACACAGGAAAUUAGUGUUAAACCUGCUGAAAAGGAGGAAGAAAUUCAAAAAGAGCAAGAGUUACCAGCUGAAACUUCAUCAGACACCACAUCACAUCAUAAAAAUCAUCUCUUUGAUUUAAACUGUAAAAUAUGCACAGGUCGAAUGGCACCUCCUGCUGAAGAAAUUUCACCUACAAAAGCAACUAAUCCCGCAGGACUAAUGCGCAAACAGUCAGAUAAUGGAGCAGAUAUCAUAACUGAACCCCUUUCCACAUCCUCCAGUAUUUUGAAUAUAGAUGCAGUAGAAGGAGGAAAACAGGAACCGCUACAUGACAGAUUAGCUUCCAUUACUGCCAGUUCUGAGCAAUUCCAUGUUACUGAUACAGCAGAGGAUGAAUCAACAUUUUUGGCACGUUUGAACUUUAUUUGGCAAGGAUUUCUUAAUAUGCCUUCAGUGGCAAAGUUUUUGAUCAAAGCUUAUCCGGUAUCUGGAUCUUUAGAACACUUAGCUGAGGAUCUACCAGAAAGUAUUCAAGUUGGAGGGAGAAUCUCUCCGCAGACAGUUUGGGAUUAUGUAGACAAAAUUAAAGCAUCUGGGACAAAGGAAACCUGUUUAGUUCGGUUUAGUCCUGUUACAGAAGAAGAUCAAAUAUCUUACACAUUACUGUUUUCAUAUUUUAGUAGCCGAAAACGUUAUGGUGUAGUUGCAAAUAAUAUGAGGCAGGUAAAGGACAUGUAUCUCAUUCCUUUAGGUGCCUCAGAGAAAAUACCACAUUUUUUUGUACCUUUUGAUGGACCUGGACUUGAAGCCCAUAGACCAAAUCUGUUAUUGGCUUUGAUUAUCCGUCAAAAAGUAAAGAGACUACAUAGCAUCAGCAUUGAUGAUGAACCUCCUGGAGGAUUACUUAGUGUUCCUGCAGAAAAAAAGAGCAGGGUUGAAUGUAACGAUGAUGAUGAAGAAGAUGAAGAAAAUGAUUUUUUUAAUUCAUUUACUGCUGUAUUACAUAAAAAUAGAAACAGGCCACAACUUUCAGAUACUGAAGAACCCCAGGUAGUUACUGAAUGUGUACCAGAGACAGUUAAACUUGAGCCAACAAAGCCACUCAGAUUUCUCCCAGGGGUAUUAGUUGGCUGGGAAAAUGCAGAGUCUACUCUAGAUUUAGCAAGCAGACCUCUACCCGUUGAUGAUAUAUUACAGAGUCUUUUAGGCACUACAGAAAAUACAUUUGAUCAUAAGCAGCCUUUGACAGUUUCAUCACAAUCUGAUAAGCCAUUCAAAGAAGAUAAAAGUAGUAAGAUCGAAGUGGCUGAAAAGUCAGAUGACAGAAUUUUACAAAUAGAGUCCACGGAGACUAUGGAGGAAUCUACAUCUUUAAUGGGAAUUUCAGCUACAAAUUUACAAGGCAUUUCCCUCAAAGGAAAACCACCUGAUGUUUCUACUGAUACGUAUUUGUCCAACAUUCAUUUUAACGAGGAAUCGUUAGAUGAUGACAUAAAUGAAUCUACUGAUGAUAAGAAUGAUUUUGACACAUUUGCACAUUUAAACAAAAUGAGCAGUGACGAGAGCAAUUCAUUUUCUGGUGAAAACGUAACUCCCACACAAUCUCCAAAACCUGCACAUACUAAAAGGGAUCCAAGACAGGCUGCUGCCGGAAGGGGACACCAUAGUAAUUUGUCAGACCUCAAAGAUCAGGAUUUAAGUAAAAUAGAAGAAAACACAGGAAUAGAUGAAGAAGAUAUGGAAAUUAUUUUACUGCAUAAAAAAGAGAAAUCAAAAAAACAGGCACACAGAGAAACUGAUUCAUCUAAAGGUGACAAGUCAUUGCGGUAUUCUUACACAAUGGAAAAGGAAAUAGAUAAUUCCAAAUCAUCGAAAGCCAGUGAAACAAAGCCAUUUCUCCAGAAUAUCCUGAUUGAUGACACUGAUCCCUUGCAACAAUUUAGAAGAGCUUUGGCUGCAAAUAAAGCCCAAUCCCAGGCUUCAAAUAAUCCUGAGUCACAAAUAUCCUCUGCAUCUUACACAGAAACUUCUUCUAAAAAUUCCAUUCCUACUUUUGGUGGACUAAAGCUGCAGCAACCUCCGUUUCUUCCUGUGAAGAACAAUCCAUCUCCAUUUCCAUUCCAACAAAAUCCAAGCUUUCCACUUCAAAGCAAUGCUAUCUUUCCCUAUCCACCACACAUACCACCUCUGUUGCCUACUCCUCUGGGCAUGGGCUUUCCAAGACCACCUAGAUUUACUUCUACUGACAACACACUUCAUAACCCAUUUGUAGCUUGGCAUCCAUUAAUGCAGCUGUCUCGACAACCUCCACAAUAUUUAGGACAGCUGAAACCCGGACCCCUUUUGGGACCUGAACAAACAAGAUACCAGAUGCAACAAAAGUUUGCCCACAAAGAUCUUAGACCAGAAAGGCGGCAUAGUGAUCCGUGGGACAAACAAGAUCGAAUUUCAGAUAGGUCAUCUAGUCGAGGAAGUAGAGCUGAACACAGACAAAGGUAUUAUAGUGAAUCUCAUCACUCGAGGGAAAAGAGGCAAUAUGAAAAAGAUUCUGACAAGGACUCAGAAAGAAGUAGACGCAGGGAAAGGGACAAAGACCGUGCUCGUGACAGAGACCGGAAAAGCCGUGAUGAUUCACAUAGAGAAAAAGAUAAAUCAAAAUCCUCUUAUAGUGACAAAUCAGGUGACAGAACUCAUAAAGAAAGUAAAAGUGUUGAUAAAUCUAAAAAUGAGGAGAGAAACCAUGAUAAGGAAAAGGGCAAGAAAGACCGGGAAGAGGAAAAGGAAAAAGAGAAACCGCACAGGGAGAAGGAACGAGAUCACAGUGACAGAGCAAAGAGUAAAAAAUAAAUGCUUCCAUGCUUUUUAGUUUUAUCACUAGAGUUGUGCCAUGAAUUUCCUAGCGUCUCAGUGUUUUUCUGAAAUAUAAUCUGUUAUAAAACCCAAAUAUUCACUAGAAUUGUUACUGCUACAGAAUUGUCACAAAAGUAAUCUUUUAUAACAGAUAUUUUACACUACUAAGUUAAGUAUUCCAAUGCAUUGUUGUGUGAAUAUGCAAUAAGUUUAAAAUUAUUGUUGGAAAAGUUUUACUUGGUAUGCCACCAUACAUGAUUGAAAUUUUCAUUAAUAUUUUAAAUUAAACUUCUCUAUACAAAUGUAUUUUUAAAUUGCACUGUUCUUAAAAAGUAGAGUAUUUGGAUUAUGAAGCAACUGCUGCUUUAAAAAAAACAUUAUUUUUUAGAAAACAACUUAGAAAAUUCAGUGAAAUGUUACACAAAUAAGCAUCAAAGUUGAUUGUACCAUGGAUUAAAAGGUGUAAGCAGUUCUCUUUUUAUAGCUUUGAAAUGCACUUGUUGUAGGGGGACAUACUUUAAUUUGUCAUGCUUUUUUCUUUUUAUUAAGUUAAAUGUAGACAUUCUGUUUGUGCUUUAAAUACUUGAAACCUAAGCUUGUACAUUCGAGUUUUUUGCUAUUUUUAUACAGUAAAAUGUAAAUAUUUUAAGGACUAUUUUGAUUCUAAACAUGAUACAAUACAAAUAUUUUGCCUUUCUAUAUGUAAAUAAUGUGCUUGAAUUGUUAGAUGAAAAAACUGUAUUUCAUGAAUUUCUUUGAAUAUCUUGGUUGCUUUGAACCAAACUCAAUGAAAAGUUAUUUUCACAAGCUAAAUCAAGACAGGCCGUGUGUGUUACAUUGAAUGCUGUCUAAUAAUUGUGUAACAACUGAAAUAUUAAAAUAUUUUCUUUAACAUUAACCUCCCAGAAUGUGCCAUACCUAUAAUCAAUGGCCAUUUUUUAUUGCUUUUAGAGUUAAAGAAGUAAGCAAUUUGUCUCCUAAUUGCAGAUUUGUAUUUUGUACAUUUUUGGCAGAGAGCAGUUUGCUUCUCUCUGUGCGAAAUGAAUUACUAUAGCGCAGAAUGGUACUGGAUGUUUUUAGCGUGCAAAGCCAUUAAUACCCGUUAAAAAAAAAAAUGUUACAAAUUGGAAAAAAAUAACGUAAAUGUAUUAUUCUUAUGUUGAACCCAUACUGCAUUGUGAGCAGUAUAUCCCCCUAAAUUAAAAUGGCUUACUUAAACAUACUAACCUAUUGUUUUAAUUAGGAAAUCUGUAUGGUUCUUUCUUUGCACUAAACAGGGCAAAUUGAAACUAAAAUGUCAUUCUACUUCAGAUUCUUACAAGCACAAAUAAAUCAGCAGUCCACUGAGACACCCUUUAAAUGAGCCCCUCCCUUGCCCCAGCUGCAGCUUUAGUUGGGUUUUGCAAUAAGGAACAACUCCUUUUACAGACUUUCCCCUGGUUAGUGCCAGAACUAUUGCCUACUUCCUAAUGAAUACAAUAGACACAAAGUAAAUGACAAAAAUAUUUCAGACAUUGUAUAUUCCCUAGUUAUGACUCCUAACUGAAGCAGUUUUAAUGUUUAAAAAAAGUUUGGUAUUCUAUUUGAUUCUAUUCACCUCUACUGUUAGCUACUUUUUACAUCCUAUUAAAGGGACACUUUUACUGCUAAUUAAAUUCUAAUUAGAAAUUCAUCUUCAUCUUGCUCUUGUUUGGAAGCAUCCAAGCAGUCCAUAAGCACAUUGGCUAGCUCUCCUCUCUUUCUUCUUCUAACUUAGGCUAAUUCAAGUCAGAUUCAGACAUGGAGGGAACCUGGUCCAAGGUUUUAUAGUUGACAACGCUAAGAAGGCUGGCUUCAGUUUUGGAGCCUUUGCAGCAAUGGCAUUUUGCAUUUCAGUAGAUAUUUACUCUGUACGGGUAUGGGAUCCGUUAUACAGAAAGCUCCGAAUUACGGAAAGGCUGUCUCCCAUAGACUCCAUUUUAUCUAAAUACUCCAAAUAUUUAAAAAUGAUUUCCUUUUUCUCUAAUAAUAAAACAGUACCUUCUACUUUAUCCCAACUAAGAUAUAAUUAAUCCUUAUUGGAAGCAAAACCAGCCUAUUUGGGGGCAGAUUUAUUAAGUUUGGAAUUGGAAAUUCGAAUUUCAAAUCUUUUUUAAAUCUUAUUCGAAACUCACAAAUUCGAAUCCGGAAUAACCUGAAUUCGAGAUUUAUCAUACCUGGACCCUGGAAACAAUUCAAAUUCGCUUAUUUGCCACCUAAAACCUGCCAAGUUCAUGUAGAAGUCAAUGGGAGAGGCCCAAUGACCGAUUUGAAGAUGUUAAUAGCCUUCCUGGCAGAGUUUUUUCAGCGAAAAAACUUGAGUCGAGUUUAGUUGAAUUCGAUUGGAGUUUUCGGGUCGAUAAUAUUUGUUCCAGUUUUAGAUAUUCAAGUUUCAUUUAAGUUCAAGAAACUCUAACAUUUCACCUUUGAUAAAUCUGCUCCCUAAUGUUUACAUGAUUUUUUAGUAUUUUCUGGUACGAAGAUCCAAAUUACAGACUGAUCCGGUAUCCAGAAAACCUCUGUCCCAACGAUUCUAGAUAACAGGUUCCAUAUCUGUAUUCAUUGCACACUUCACCCAGUGGCAGAAUCUAUUAAUAAAAACUUUUGUGUAAUAUUUAAGGAACAGUUCAGUGUGAAAAUAAAAACUGUGUAAAUAGGCUGUGCAGAAUAAAAAAUGUUUCUAAUAUAGUUAGGUAAAAAUGUAAUGUAUAAAGGCUGGAGUGACUGGAUGUCUAAUAUAAUAGUCAGAACACUACUUCCUGCCUAUCCAUUUACCCAGUUUUUAUUUUUACACUGAACAAUUCCUUUAAGAUAUUGGUUGGGUUAAUAAUAUAUAGAUGAUUUAACGUGACCCUGAAUAGUAAGAAGAAGCAAAUGGCAAAAGACAAGUGAUAGUGUCUCUUAAGGCUGUGUUUCAAUAAUUUCACAAUAUUUGUCCUGUUUUAGUCAUAAAAUCUUCACUUGUAAAUAAUAUUGCUUUUUGUACAUUAUGGCAUUUGUAGACUAGCAAUAUAGAAAUGAAGAAGCUUAUAUCUUUCUCACAGUUCAAAAUAGCAGUUCUUAGUAAUAAUAUUUUCAGCUUUGUAUUCAUUCUAUUAAGUGAUCAUUUUCCCUCAGUCCCCUAAAUUGCAUUACAGUUGGAUUUACAGACAUACCUGCUUUAUAUGGGCAGUUGUUUUGGUGGCCCAUGUGGAUUUAAUAGUAAGAACCCAUCAAUAUCCGUUAGGAAGUGUUUCUCGAAUUGUCCAUUCCGCAUAUACAGAGAUGUUUCAUUGAAACCAUUGCAUGUUAUCUGAACUUUCUGAUUGUAACAAUGACUGUAUCUAAUAAUGUAAAUUUUAUUGUAGUGUAAUGUUUAUAUGAAAAUUUUAAAAUUUUUAUUAAAAUAUUUUAAGUAA